Molecule: messenger RNA, 8989 nt
Organism: Phyllostomus discolor (pale spear-nosed bat)
Lineage: Eukaryota; Metazoa; Chordata; Mammalia; Chiroptera; Phyllostomidae
Gene: LRRTM3
Product: leucine rich repeat transmembrane neuronal 3
Exons: 3
Coding region: 1179-2924 (581 amino acids)
Molecular function (GO): protein binding
Source: RefSeq, a predicted model, not a curated record
CUUAAAAUGGUUUAUUUCUCUUCUAAUUAAAAAAAAGGACAAAAACCAAAACAACAGCAAACCAAGCCACAAGCCAGUAAACCAAUGAUGUCUUUUGUGGAAAAACCAGAAAGGCUAUGGGACACGUGGAUUUAUAUGUCAUUAGUUUUCUCUAUUCCAAAACGUAUGUGUUCUAGCAUCCUGAGACACCUUGCAUAAUACAAUAUAAACACUGUGAUUCCAAUAGGUCAAAUGGGCAGGCAGUCAGUGUUUCUCUGUGGGAAGCUCAAUAAUUCAUUUUCUAAAUCCCAAUUCAAAGCCUACAUUGAGGUUAAGAAAAAUUGAUAUUCGGUCUGUGAACUUAAUGUCAAGCUUCAGAAAAACUCUGUGCAGCACAUGUUUAGCGAUUAAGUGGACGCAGACAAUAAAGACGUUGCCAGAUUGUAAAACAAGACUUGGAAAUUACAGAAAACGUGCUAGUUAUUGAUUAUGGUGACCAUUCAGUUCUCACUGAGCCACCCAAAACAAUCAUUCAUUUUCCAGCAGAGAGCCUGCUCAUUUGCAAGAUAAAGGAGAGACAUUUCUGCACAUGCCCAUAAUGUUCUUCACCACUGGGGGCAGCUUUACAUAAGACUGCAUUCACUGAAACCAAAGCAACAGUCCGAGCAGCUUUCAGAAUGACAGUCUGCAGAAGUGAGCUGAGCGUGUGCGCGCUACAGGGCUCUCCUGCCUGCUGGGCUCCGACGCAGCUCUGUGGCUGAACUGGGUGCUCACCACCAGAAAUGCUGGGCUAUGGAAUACAGAUGUGGCAGCUCAGGUAGCCCCACGUUGCCUGGAGGAAUACAUCAUGCUUUCCGAUAAGAAGAAAUUGUAGAAGCCAGUUGGGUUUUUUUUUUACACCCUAACCCCCCAAAACUGUAAAGAUGCAAAAACAUAAUAUCCAUGAAGAUCCUAUCACCUAGGAAGAUUCUGAUGUUCUGCUGCAAAUGCGGAGUGGGGAUUUAUUUGUUCUUGGAGUGUUCCGCGUGGCUGGCAGAGAAUAAUGUUCCAAAAUCGGUUCAUCUCCCAAGGGGUCCAAUUUUUCUUCCUGGGUGUCAGCGAGCCCUGACUCACUACAGUGCAACUGACAGGGGCUGUCAUGCAAGCGGCCCCUAAGCCAAAGCAAAAGACCUAAGGACGACCUUUGAACAAUACAAAGGAUGGGUUUCAAUGUAAUUAGGCUACUGAGCGGAUCAGCUGUAGCACUGGUUAUAGCCCCCACUGUCUUACUGACAAUGCUUUCUUCUGCCGAACGAGGAUGCCCUAAGGGCUGUAGGUGUGAAGGCAAAAUGGUAUAUUGUGAAUCUCAGAAAUUACAGGAGAUACCCUCAAGUAUAUCUGCUGGUUGCUUAGGUUUGUCCCUUCGCUAUAACAGCCUUCAAAAACUUAAGUACAAUCAAUUUAAAGGGCUCAACCAGCUCACCUGGCUGUACCUUGACCAUAACCAUAUCAGCAAUAUUGAUGAGAAUGCUUUUAAUGGAAUACGCAGACUCAAAGAGUUAAUUCUGAGUUCCAACAGAAUCUCCUAUUUUCUCAACAAUACCUUCAGACCUGUGACAAAUUUACGAAACUUGGACCUGUCCUAUAAUCAGCUGCAUUCUCUGGGAUCUGAACAAUUUCGGGGCUUGAGGAAGCUGCUGAGUUUACAUUUAAGGUCUAACUCCCUAAGAACCAUCCCUGUGCGAAUAUUCCAAGACUGCCGCAACCUGGAACUUUUGGACCUGGGAUAUAACCGGAUCCGAAGUUUAGCCAGGAAUGUCUUUGCUGGCAUGAUCAGACUCAAAGAACUUCACCUGGAGCACAAUCAAUUUUCCAAGCUCAACCUGGCCCUUUUCCCAAGGUUAGUGAGCCUUCAGAACCUGUACUUGCAGUGGAAUAAAAUCAGUGUCAUAGGACAAACCAUGUCCUGGACCUGGAGUUCCUUACAAAGACUCGAUUUAUCAGGCAAUGAGAUUGAAGCUUUUAGUGGACCUAGUGUUUUCCAGUGUGUCCCGAAUCUGCAGCGUCUCAACUUGGAUUCCAACAAGCUCACAUUUAUUGGUCAAGAGAUUUUGGAUUCUUGGAUAUCCCUCAAUGACAUCAGUCUCGCUGGGAAUAUAUGGGAAUGCAGCAGAAAUAUUUGUUCCCUGGUAAACUGGCUGAAAAGUUUUAAAGGGCUGAGGGAGAAUACAAUUAUCUGUGCCAGUCCCAAAGAGCUGCAAGGGGUCAAUGUGAUAGAUGCAGUGAAGAACUACAGCAUCUGUGGCAAAAGUACCACGGAGAGAUUUGAUCUGGCCAGGGCUCUCCCAAAGCCCACGUUCAAGCCCAAGCUCCCCAGGCCGAAGCAUGAGAGCAAACCCCCUCUGCCCCCUACGGUGGGAGCCACGGAGCCUAGCCCAGAGACUGAUGCUGACACGGAGCACAUCUCUUUCCAUAAAAUCAUCGCAGGGAGUGUGGCCCUCUUCCUGUCUGUGCUCGUCAUCCUGCUUGUUAUCUACGUGUCAUGGAAGCGAUACCCUGCGAGCAUGAAGCAGCUGCAGCAGCGCUCCCUCAUGCGAAGGCACAGGAAGAAGAAAAGACAGUCUCUAAAACAAAUGACUCCCAGUACCCAGGAAUUUUAUGUAGAUUAUAAACCCACCAACACGGAGACCAGCGAGAUGCUGCUGAAUGGGACGGGACCCUGCACCUAUAACAAAUCGGGCUCCAGGGAGUGUGAGAUACCAUUAUCAAUGAAUGUGUCAACCUUUCUGGCAUACGACCAGCCUACAAUAAGUUACUGUGGGGUGCAUCACGAACUUCUCUCUCACAAGACCUUCGAAACGAAUGCACAGGAAGACACAAUGGAAACACACCUAGAGACGGAGCUGGACUUGAGCACAAUCACAGCCGCUGGCCGAAUUGGUGACCAUAAACAGCAUCUGGCUUAACUGAGCUCUUCGGUAGCCAAGAGUUGCCACCAAACUUUGUAACCUCAAGGACAAAAAUGAGGAAUAUUUGUUCAUUGUGGACUCUAAAAACAAAACAAAAAAUCCCCUGUUAAAAUAAACAAAAAUCCAAGAUUGAUUCAUGAAAUAAAGAAGACAUGAAUUGUUUCAAGACUACACUUUGUAAUUAGCUAAGUUGUGCAGUAUUUUUUUGACUUAGAGUAUUUCCCUGGAAAAAAAUCUUUUUUCCCAAAACUCAUCCUACCUAUCUGUAAAAACUGUACAGAGCUAAUGUAUUUUUCAUAUUGUAAAAUUUCAAAAUUAUACAAACAACUGGUAUGUACAGUACCAUAAUUUAAUUACAUUUUAUGUUACAAACUUUACAUAUUUCAGUUUCUAAAAUUUUAAAUUAACAAAAAUUAUUUCUUGUGUUACUCAGAGUCACUCAGUUUUGUAGGGACUGUUUUGUUACUGCUUUUGUGCCCAGAAACCUUGACUCUCCAAUUCUGUGCUGUGAGAAACAUGCACGAUUUUUAUCAUGCUACUACGUAGAAUUUUAUCUACUUGUUCCAGAAAUAAUACAUUAACCAAAAAGGGUUUAAUUGUUGAUGCUUGUUAAGAAGUUCUUCAAUUACAUAGCCAGGUUUUUCUUAUAAAUGGAAAAAAAAUCAAAGAGUUUUUCUAACACUUCUUCACAGACUUAACUGUUGCCUUGAAUUACAGCCUAGUUUCUAAGUAGUGAAAUGUAAUCAUAAAGAGGGAUAUUUUAACAACAUAUUUCCGAAUGAAUGACUCAUUAUUUCAUUCUUUUGAAUAACCUAUUGUUAAGGGUGGGAGGGAAGCAUGGACAAAACAUCACUGGAAACAAAGGCCGUAACCACAGCAACAGACUUUGAAACGCUUAAAAGGUACAACUGUCAGUGACAAAGAAAAACUUGUUACAUGUCAGUACUUUCGGGCCAAGGUGGAAGAAUAGAGCAUAAUUGUACAGUAGCAAUUUUUCUCCUAAUUAACCCAAAGUGGUUUACCUAAAAAUAAUCAUCAGUCAGUGCAAAAUGUGCCUGGUUUUUAAGACAACUUCUUAUUUAGAAAUGUGAGGCUAUAUUUUGGGAACAUCUCAAAGAAAAUAUAUGAAUUUUUUAACUUUGUUUGCUACAUCAGUUGUCUCCUGGGAAAGGAGUCUAAACUUCCGCAGCUCAUUCAAUAUAGACAUGAGCUGUGGUGGAGAACUCAUUGCUCACGGAGACUGCAGGUAUCCCAAAAUAAUCUAAAUGGUUUAUAUUGCAGUCCAUAAAGAGAUUCACUUCCAAAUUAUCUGAAAAAAUAACCUGGAAUAAUUUGAAACCACUUCAGAUCAUAUAUUGAUUUUACACUUGUAUUAUAUAGUUAAUUCAAAUCAAAUUAUGAAUACCUGACCUUUUAGAGCCUGAAAUAAUUGUUUCUGGUGUUUGUUUGACAUAGGUUAUUGUUUGAAAAUAUUGGUUACUGUUGAAAAUAUUGCUAAUUUAUCUAUGAUAUUCACACAUUCUUUUGUGUGAUUUUUAAUAUAAAACUACAAGUUUCAAUUGCUGUUGCAGUAGAAGGAGCGCUUUUUUAUGUUGUCAUUUAUAAUCAUGACAUCAAAAAUAGGUCAAAAAUAUGUCAAUCUAACAGGGGUCAAACAAUCAAAUACAAUGAAGAAAACAAGUUGUAAAAACCAAUGUCGAAUGUUUAAUUUUUUAUUUCUUCUAAAAAUCAUACCUAUAAAAGUCUCUAGUUUUAUCAUGACAAAUUUAAGAGCAGCUUCAAGAAGAAUGAACUUAAAAAAUAUACAGCAAAUUUUUAUUAAAAAUAUCCAAAGUCAGAAAGAAAAAAUAUGUUGACAGAAGCAAACUCUCUUACUAAUUUAAAUCAAACUAAAUGUCAUAGUACGUGUGUCAAUUAUUUAACAUCCCAGAUUUUGUGGCAUAUUUUGCAUAAAUUAUUUGCUAUUCAAAAUUUUUUGUCAUUUUAAGUCAAAUUUUUAUUUUUUCAAUUUCUAACUUCUUUGCACACUAUUCUUAAUCCUCUAAGUUGAAAAUUUGCUUUGCACAGAUAAUAAAUUUAUAGAGUUAAUUAUAAAUGUAUUAUUUGUGUCUAAAAUCAAAUGCAAAAUUUAUUACUAUGUACAUCAAAAUGUCAUUUGCAAUUUUUCUUAUUAGAAGCUGGCCUUGCAAACAUUCAAAAAUCAUUUAAUUUGCAUAAAUAAGCAGUUUAUAUCUAUUUUCAGACAUUUUCAAAUUGAUAAAUGACUUUAAAAAUUUUCAGGUUAUAGGGAGCCUCAUAGAUAUAUGCCCUUGGUUUUCUGAAGCGAACCAGUUUCUUUCAACAUUUUAAGUUCAUCUAAAGUGAAAAACUUAAAUAGAAGCAGUCACCUUGGAAACCUAGCUCUGUGCAUCUAAGGACUUACUACAGUAGGAGCUAAAUAAACUAAGAAUUUUGAGAUUUCUCAUAUUUGAAAUUAAACUCAAAACAUCUUUAACAAAAACAAAGAGGAGGAGGAGGGAGAGGAAGCUGCUUCUGCUGCUGCUGCUGCUGCUGCUGCUGCUGGGUUGUUUGCUUAGUUUUCAUCCUGCCGCGCCCAGGGUAGGGGUUGGUGGGAGUGAGGACCUGCUAGAGAAGACUGUGUCUGGAACCAUUAUCACAUAUUUACAAUUUAUAUACUACACUUGUGUCUAAAACCUUUAUUUCUAACCUACCUUUUUCAGCAUUUGAUAACCCUCCUAACUACCUUGUCCCCAUGUUUCCCUUCCUGUCUAUGCUCACCUAUUUAAACAACUGAAAUGUUUGUGUUUGGAGUUGAAAAAUGCAGAAUUUGACCCCAACAUGGUUAUAACAACAGCAAGAGCUGUGGCAAACAAUAAAGUUAUGCGGAGGUUUAUAACCACAUUUCACAUAAAUUAUCUCAUUUUGUCUUCAUAAUCAUCCUAUGAAGACACAUUAGUCUCGAAGUUGAGGUUUACCCAAGAAUACAUGGCUAAUAAUUGUUGGGAUUGAAUCAAUCUCAAAGUUCAGAGCCUGUUAGUCUUUCCUCUAUAGUAAAAGCCUACUCUCUCUGACUGGAGCCAGAGAAUUUCCAGGGACAGUAAACAGAAUGAAAAAAAAAAAAAAGGUUAAUGUGCUAUUUAGUAAUUCCUAAUUUAAGUCAGUUCCUCUAUCUAUAUGGGCUAAGUGAACUUUUCCUGUGUGCUAUCCUGGGCUCUCACAUUAAAACUCUUUGUUCAAAAAGUAUAACAAGUUACAGACUUGUUAACAUAUUAUAUCUGUAAAUGGGCAGAACAGUUACUUACAGGAAGUGGAUGUAUAUUGGCCCUAAAGUAGACAUAAAAUCGAGAAGCACAAGAAAAGAAAUCAAAGAUCAUCUAAAUGGAGAUUGCGUGGGUAUUAUAGAACAGAUCCACAGUGCCAGUUUAUAUACAUGUUCAACUGAACACAUAAUAAAUUCAGAGCUAAUCUGGAAGAGCUUUAUAAAUUUUUUGUUCUUUUUUUUUGUUCCAACAAGACUAUUUCUUAAACCAUGAAUUCUUAUACAUGUUUUAAUAGAGAACUGUUUCUAUUCUGCUAAUAAAAAAUGAAUUGUAAUUUAUCCAAAAUGAUGUAUAGAGGCCAAAACAUGCUAACAGGCAAAUGAAAUUUUACUAAUUAGCUCAUUUUUAUCAAAUCUCUAGCCCUACUCCAUCCUUAAUAUUCCAGAAAAUCAUACAAUGAUACAGGUUUCAAUAUAAAUUAUAUCAUUAAGGGAAAGAAAGCAUGUCCAUGUAUAACAUUUGAAACAAAUGACGUGCCUGGGCCAGGUUGCUCGGUUGGUUAAAGCAUCGUUCUAGGCACCAGGGGGUUUCAGGUUCCACCCCAGGUCCAGGUCGGGGCAUAUGUAGGAGGCAGCCAAUCCAUGUUUCUCUCUCUCAUUGAUGUCUGUCUGUCUCUGUCUCUCUCCAUCUCUCUCUCUCCCUACCUUCUGUCUCUCUGAAAUCAAUAAACAUACUAUCCUCAAAAUAGGAUACAAAAUAAAAAAUGAAAAAGACAAAUGACAUAAUCCUAAUUUGAAACCAGGUCAGUCUGACUCCCCAAACUUCUAAGAAAUAGCAAAACCUUUUUGCAAAAAUAUUUUCUAAAAACCACCAUAUAUGGGAGUAAAAAUAUAUAUUUGUUUUUGUCUGCUCCUGGCUAGAAAACAGAUGUUAUCUCUCAAACUAAACAUUCAAAAUAGGUAAAGAAAUUGAAAGUGCAAUAAUAUAUACCGAUGUGAACUAUUAGAAAGCUGGAAGAAAGAAAAUCAGAUGUGCUGAGUAGAUGGCAGUACAUAAGUGAAGAGAAAAUGGGACUGGCAGAUAACUAGUUUCAGGAAAGACGAUGGUGAGAAGUCUCUAGAGUAGUUACACCUUAACACUGGCAUAGCUCUUAACAGUUUAUCACUCUGGAAAAUAAAUAAAUAACAAAUAAGGUAACACAUAAAAGUUGCAGGUCCAGAUGGGUUGGUUACCCAGCAAGAAUCCAGAUGAGUUGGUCUUGUAGUGAGUAAGACCUCCCAACUACUUCUAUUUUCUUAACUCACCACAGCUGUUCUCUUGCCACCAAGGGCAAGAGAUCCAGGACCCACGCUUUCAAAACUCGGACACACCCAACAGGGUAGACUGACAACAAGUAAUUGCGCAUCAUUUUACUAUCAACUGUAAUAGGAAAAAGUAUUUGAAAAUUAAAAACAAAAAAUACCAGUGCAGUGACUGGUUAUUUUUAGAGGGCUCUCAUGGCUUGCAUUAUGAUUUCAUCAUAAGUCUGCUUAUAUUUAACAUUUUUAAAUUUAGAGUAAAAUUCAUGUUUUAAAAAAAUCCAGUUGAUCUUAAAGCAAGAGAGUGCUUCAGCCACCUAGGACUUAGAGCAUUCUUUUAGUUUCUUCCUCCUCUUUUUCCCCAAACAUUUAUAGGUUUUGUUUUAUAUAUGUGUCUUCCUAAAAUGCUAAGUGAACAUUUGUUUUGUAUAAAUAAAAUAUUUAAACUGUAAUGAGGAACCUUGUGGUAAAGGAUUCUUAAAGUAAAUACUUUUUGUUUUCUAAUCGAAAGCAAGGUGCACUAAUUUAUUUUUGUAAAUUGAUCUCCAUAUAUCUUUUGUUAUAUGUAUAUGGCAGCACGCACGAAUGCGUGACUUUGAAGGUUCUAUGAUGCAGUCUCUGCCGGAGUGCAGAAGAUGAAGGACUGACUCUGAGUUUUGAGCAGGUGUACACAGACAUGAUAGAGUGAUCAUUUUAUCUGUUUCACUUAUUGAAAUUAUCUGGAUUCAUGAAAACAAUAGUAUUGAGAUAACAUGAGUGGAUAAAAUUGAUGGUUUUUUUCUACUUAUUGAUUUAAACUUUUACCACAUCAUAUCUUCUAAGUUACUAUUAAGAGAUCAAAAUGACCUCAAAUCCUUUGGGUUCAGCCUAUAUUUACUGUAUCAGAUUCUGUGAAGCUAAUCUCUGAUGCAGAGUAGGUUUUUCAAAAUAUUGUUGAAAUGAAUUUACUCUUACCAAGUCAUUCAAUUGCUUUUUAUUCCAGUCUAAAAUGAUUAAUUCUGGUGCUUUCUUCUGUCAAUGUGAAUCUAGAAUUCUAAGUCUAGCUGAAUGCUUUUCUUGAUUGGAGGAAUGCACAGCAAAGGGCAACUACACAUAAAAAGGUCAGGUUGUUUCCUGGCUGUGAUUUACAGGAAUAUCUGAAGAGUCUUAAGUCAGCUGGGUUGUUCACUUAUCUAACUCAGUAUUUGCUCCCACAGACAAUAAUAUAACAGCGGAAAAGGUAGAAAUGGGGAGAGAGGAUGUAUAGGGCACUGUGCUGUCCUCGUCUCAUUCUCAAACCCUUUUAGGAAAUAGGUCUAACCACUAUUGUAGAAAAGAGAAUAAUAAGGAUUACGGUAACUGAAUAACUUGCCAAGGUUCAUAUAAUAGAGUUCGUAAUUCAAAUCCAGUUCAUCAGACUCUAAGGAUGUGCCCCUACCACCCAAUAGCUUAUUUUCCAAUGUGAGGAAAGACCAUAAUCAAUAUAAUUAAGCUCAUAUUUUAAUAAACAGUAUGGGAAUUUCAU